UGACGGCUAUAGGAGGACCCAGGAGACGUUUCGCCGUUAUUUAUGCGUUUCUCUGUCAGAUCCCCUCAGGUUUUGGGGCACUACAGGUCGAAAAGGUGGGGGGGUGGGGUGAGUAGCGAGAACGGUGCGCGCGCGCGCGGUUACGAACCUGGCUCGAAACCCAGAGACCGCGCGGCCUUUCCGUGCGCGUGCGCAUAUCUCCCUCUUCAACCCUUCCCCCAUUUUCUCGGCCCGGACCCUUGCGCGCGCCCGACUGAAAGCUCGCCUGGCGCACGCGCGCUUCCUCCUUUCUCCGCCUACGGCUCCUGAGACCGCUGGAGGUGCCUGCUUGUGUUCGCUUCUCAUUGGCUGGGAGCGCCACCUUUCUUCCAGGCUUUGGGGCUUUGAUAAAACAACUGUGAUCUGCGGCAAAGUGCGUUGGGAGUUUGAAUAUAGAGUUUAAUUUCUUGGAACAUUUUCUCCAGGAAGAACUUUACAGGAUCUCAAAGACUUCACUUGACUGUUUAAUCCUGCAUAAAACCCAAGGAGAAAAGAAAUGGGUCGCUCCAAUUCUAGAUCACAUUCUUCAAGAUCAAAGUCUAGAUCACAGUCUAGUUCUCGAUCAAGAUCAAGAUCACAUUCUAGAAAGAAGAGAUACAGUUCUAGGUCUCGUUCCAGGACAUACUCAAGAUCUCGUAGUAGAGAUCGUAUUUAUUCUAGAGAUUAUCGCCGAGAUUACAGAAAUAAUAGAGGAAUGAGACGACCUUAUGGGUACAGAGGAAGGGGCAGAGGGUAUUAUCAAGGAGGAGGAGGUAGAUAUCAUCGAGGUGGUUAUAGACCUGUCUGGAAUAGAAGACACUCUAGGAGUCCUAGACGAGGUCGUUCACGUUCCAGGAGUCCAAAAAGAAGAUCCGUUUCUUCUCAAAGAUCCCGAAGCAGAUCUCGCCGGUCAUAUAGAUCUUCUCGGUCUCCAAGAUCAUCCUCUUCUCGUUCUUCAUCCCCAUAUAGCAAAUCUCCUGUCUCUAAAAGACGAGGGUCUCAGGAAAAACAAACCAAAAAAGCUGAAGGGGAGCCCCAAGAAGAGAGUCCUUUGAAAAGUAAAUCACAGGAGGAGCCGAAAGAUACAUUUGAACAUGACCCAUCUGAAUCUAUUGAUGAGUUUAACAAAUCAUCAGCCACAUCUGGUGAUAUUUGGCCUGGCCUUUCAGCUUACGAUAAUAGUCCCAGAUCACCUCAUAGUCCUUCACCGAUUGCUACACCACCUAGUCAGAGUUCAUCUUGCUCUGAUGCCCCCAUGCUCAGUACAGUCCACUCUGCAAAAAACACCCCCUCUCAGCAUUCACAUUCCAUUCAGCAUAGUCCUGAAAGGUCUGGGUCUGGUUCUGUUGGAAAUGGAUCUAGUCGGUACAGUCCUUCUCAGAAUAGUCCAAUUCAUCAUAUCCCUUCACGAAGAAGCCCUGCAAAGACAAUCACACCACAGAAUGCUCCAAGAGAUGAGGCUAGGGGACGUUCUUCAUUUUAUCCUGAUGGUGGAGAUCAGGAAACUGCAAAGACAGGAAAGUUCUUAAAAAGGUUCACAGAUGAAGAGUCUAGAGUAUUCCUGCUUGAUAGGGGUAAUACCAGGGAUAAAGAGGCUCCAAAGGAGAAAGGAUCAGAGAAAGGGAGGGCAGAGGGAGAAUGGGAAGAUCAGGAAGCCCUAGAUUACUUUAGUGAUAAAGAGUCUGGAAAACAAAAGUUUAAUGAUUCAGAAGGGGAUGACACAGAGGAGACAGAGGAUUAUAGACAGUUCAGGAAGUCAGUCCUUGCAGAUCAGGGUAAAAAUUUUACUACUACAUCUCAUCGGAAUACUGAGGAGGAAGGACCCAAGUACAAGUCCAAAGUUUCACUGAAAGGCAAUAGAGAAAGUGAUGGAUUUAGAGAAGAAAAAAACUAUAAACUUAAAGAGACUGGCUACGUAGUGGAAAGGCCUAGCACUGCAAAGGAUAAGCACAAGGAAGACGACAAAAGUUCUGAGAGAAUAACAGUAAAGAAAGAAACUCAGUCACCUGAGCAGGUAAAGUCUGAAAAGCUCAAAGACCUCUUUGAUUACAGUCCCCCUCUACACAAGAACCUGGAUGCACGAGAAAAGUCCACCUUCAGAGAGGAGAGCCCACUUAGGAUCAAAAUGAUAGCCAGUGAUUCUCAUCGUCCUGAAGUCAAACUCAAAAUGGCACCUGUUCCUCUUGAUGAUUCUAACAGACCUGCUUCCUUGACUAAAGACAGGCUACUUGCUAGUACCCUUGUCCAUUCUGUCAAGAAGGAACAAGAAUUCCGAUCCAUCUUUGACCACAUUAAGUUGCCACAGGCCAGCAAAAGCACUUCAGAGUCUUUUAUUCAACACAUUGUGUCCUUGGUUCAUCAUGUUAAAGAGCAAUACUUCAAAUCAGCUGCAGUGACCCUAAACGAGAGGUUCACUUCGUAUCAAAAAGCCACCGAAGAACAUAGUACCAGGCAAAAGAGCCCUGAGAUACACAGGAGAAUUGACAUCUCUCCAAGUGCCCUGAGGAAGCAUACUCGUUUAGCAGGGGAAGAGAGAGUUUUUAAAGAAGAAAAUCAAAAGGGAGAUAAAAAAUUAAGGUGUGAUUCUGCUGAUCUUCGGCAUGACAUUGAUCGUCGGAGAAAAGAAAGAAGUAAAGAACGGGGGGAUUCCAAGGGCUCCAGGGAAUCCAGUGGAUCAAGAAAGCAGGAAAAAACUCCAAAAGAUUACAAGGAAUACAAAUCUUACAAAGAUGACAGUAAACAUAAAAGUAGAGAGCAAGAUCAUUCUCGAUCUUCAUCCUCUUCAGCAUCACCUUCUUCUCCCAGUUCUCGAGAAGAAAAGGAGAGUAAGAAGGAAAGAGAAGAAGAAUUUAAAACUCACCAUGAACUGAAAGAAUACUCAGGCUUUGGAGGAGUUAGCCGACCACGAGGAACCUUUUUUCGAAUUAGAGGCAGAGGAAGAGCCAGAGGAGUUUUUGCUGGGACAAAUACUGGUCCAAACAACUCAAAUACUACUUUUCAAAAGAGACCGAAGGAAGAGGAAUGGGAUCCAGAAUAUACCCCAAAGAGCAAGAAGUACUUCUUGCAUGAUGACAGAGAUGAUGGUGUGGAUUAUUGGGCCAAAAGAGGAAGAGGUCGUGGUACUUUUCAACGUGGCAGAGGGCGCUUUAACUUCAAAAAAUCAGGUAGCAGUCCAAAAUGGACUCAUGACAAAUACCAAGGGGACGGGAUUGUUGAAGAUGAAGAAGAGACCAUGGAAAAUAAUGAAGAAAAGAAGGACAGACGCAAAGAAGAAAAGGAAUAGUAAAUCUGGAGUGAGAUUGCAACAGAGAGCAGAACUUGCACCCACCAUUUUUUACCUGAUUUUUGUUUUCAAAUAAGAAUGUAAGCAUUUUACUUAAAUUUUACUGUUUGCAAGUAGUCAGUAGAGAUUUUGUUUUAAGUCUUCAAAUAUCUUGAAAAAUAGUAGACUGUAUGUUGAAAAUUGUACUGAAAUAAAGUAGAAAAUUGUUACGUACCAUAUUUGUAACUAUCAACUUUUAAAAAAUACUUUUACUGUUUUUGUUACAUGCAUUGUAAUUCGCUUUGUCUAUAAGAUAUGGUCAAGUACAGCUCUGUGAAAGUUCUGAUUCUCUUCCUUCCCUGUUUGUUAAUGUUUAUUCUGAAGUAAACGUUAGCUCUACAUACAAAUCCCUGAACAGAAGUUGUUUAUAGAGACCACACUAAUUAUUUUAACUGUAUACAUCUGUUUAACAUUCUCCUUAAUUCAAACACACUACAUUGUAGGGUGACUAAUUUUUGAGGUGUACCACAGAAAAGUUUUUACUUUGGUAAACUAAGUUAGUUUAACACGUCAGCAGAUGUUUAAGAGAAAAAAAAAAGCUUUACCAAUAGCUAAAAAGUACAAGCUAUUAAAAGAUCCAAAAGUAUGAGAUUUUUUUGUUUUGUUUUUUAAACUGAAAGCAAGCAGUGGCCUAUAAAAACUAUUCUUAGGAUCCUUUACUUUCUGUGCUCAAAAUUCAAUGUUCUCUUUCUCUUCUUAUUUGAAAGUUUGAGUCAUGGUCUUAGGUAUCAGUUAAUCUUUUUGAGAGAGGAACUGGUCUGUAAUAAUACAAAUAAAAAGUCCAUUCCUACCAAAUGUGUUACCUUAAAAAAGUAAAACAGAACAAAACCUGUAAUCCUGGUCUUGGUAUGGAAGAGGAUUAUCCUGCAGAAUAACUUGAUACAUUAGAAAGAUGUACCUGAUUUCAUAUCUUACAUAUUUAUUUGAGCUUCUGGAUAGCUGAAACAUUAGUCUGUAGUCUAACCGUAAGGAAAAAUAGGCAAACCAAAACAUUGUUCAUUAGUAGUAUUUUAAGUAACUUGUUUUUCAAUAAAAAGUUUUGACAGGAAGUUUGUUGCAGCAUUGGUCUAACUUGGUUUUACUUUUUUCCCUAUUUCAGUUGCAGUUUAUAAAAUGGCUUUUUCUUUUUCUUCCCAAGGGUUCUAUUCUUCAGGUAGAUAAUCUUUCAGAUGUGAAUAACCUGUAUGUUUAUGCUGAUCGCUCUUAAGAUGAAAAUCGGAAAUAGUAAAUUUCAGUGUUAAGUUUGUAUUUUCUGCUCAUUGAUAGUCAAAUUUCAUUUGUUAAUUCAGCAACCAAAUUAUUUGUAUAUGUUUGCAUUAGUAAUGCUUAUUCUGUUAGUGUAAACUUUCAGAGAUCUUAAGUACAUGGAUCUUUCAUCCUCACUUGAUGAUUUGCAGUGCUCCUAGCACCUUGAUUGAAGCCAGGGGUAUUUGCUAAGAAUUGUAAGAGGGAAAAAUACGAGAACAAAACUCAAUAUAUGUGAUGUGUAUGGCCCUGGGAUCUUUAGUAUUGCAUGAUUCUCCUAUUUUGUCUUUUCUGAAAUUGUUACAGAGCAGAGGAAAUACUGUCAAAGCAAGUUUGUAUUGCAUUAAUCAGGACUCAGCUAAUAUUCUCCUAGUCAGAAUGAUACUUAAUUACAUGCUAAAGCAACAUGGAUUUAAUCUUCAACACAGGAGAAUUUUCACAACCAUUUUAUUUUAUACAGAUAAUUUAGCUUUUAUUUUAACAAUUAUUUGGUUAGAUACUGAAUCUCUGUGCAUGACUAUAAAUGUGCAGUUUUGUUUUUCCACUUAAGACAAUAGGAGAACGGGAAUUUACUGAGAAAUUAUUUAAUAGGAAGUGGGAGUUAAGCUCCCUAAGUCCUAUCAGCAAGUUAUACUUUAAGUGCAAAUGCAUUGCUUUAAUCCAAAUAGAUAAAUGAUUUGGUUACUUUUAUUCUAUUAAACAAAAUUGAGGAAAGGAUUAUACCAGAAUUUAGUGGGAAGCGUGAUAGAACUCUGCAGUAGGAUGCCAUUGUGGAUGUUAUCUUUUUCAGAGCCAAGUAUAUGAAAGCCUAUGUUGUGUUUUUUAAAGCCACAACUUAAUUCUACACUUCACAACAUAUCGUAAAGCUGAAUGGUUCCUCUUGGUAAGGAGUUUUGUUAACAAAUGCCAGAAAAAUAAUAACUCUGAUACCUGCAUUAACAGACUUCCUUUGCCUAGAGAAGGAAAAUAAAAGUGAACCAAAGGAUAUUUCCAGAAAGGAUUAAGAAAGCUGUUUAAGAAGGCCAUGACUCAGUCCUAGGUGUGUAUACCUUUCAACAUCUUAGGAAUUUUAAGAUAAAAUAGCAAAAUAUGUUUUUCCAGUUGCAUCCAACUUUAAGGAAUUACUAUUUGUUCCCUUUUGUCGCAGUUAAAAUCAAGUGUUGGGAAUUAAAUUAUAAUUUGAGUAAAAAUAUUACCCAAUACGAAUGAAUGUAGAUGGCUAAACGAUUCUUACUCAGUGUGAUGUAUAUUGCAACAGGGACCCUUGUAAAUUGUCAUAUGCCAAUAAAAUGUCAUAAGUGGUAA
Molecule: messenger RNA, 5890 nt
Organism: Ailuropoda melanoleuca (giant panda)
Lineage: Eukaryota; Metazoa; Chordata; Mammalia; Carnivora; Ursidae
Gene: BCLAF1
Product: BCL2 associated transcription factor 1
Exons: 13
Coding region: 536-3301 (921 amino acids)
Biological process (GO): mRNA processing; positive regulation of transcription by RNA polymerase II
Cellular component (GO): exon-exon junction complex; mediator complex
Molecular function (GO): DNA binding; transcription coregulator activity; mRNA binding
Source: RefSeq, a predicted model, not a curated record